UCUCAAAUGCCGGGAAGUUUAGCAAAGCUACGGUCACAUGGAGGGAAAAAGAAGCCGGAGAACAGUAAAUGAUACAACUUUAUCCACAGCAGAUAUGGUUUCUACUGUAUUUUUCCUAUUUAUUUUUUUACUUUGUGCGACAAAAGAUGUUACGACACAUAGAUUAAAUGUACCGAGAGUUUUGUUACCUGUAUUUAAUGAUUUUGCUAUAAAUUUUACUCUUGAAGUAACGGAUGGCGGCUGUUAUCAAUGGUCAACAUCUCGUUUGGAUAUUAUUCAACUCAUUCCUAUAAGUGAAAAUUUUGAUAAAAGUUGUUCUUCGAGUAUUAUGAUACAAACUAUUACUAGAGAAUCAACACGAAAUACAGCUAUAGUUUUGGCAGAGGACGUUAACACAGGACAAUUGUUACGCUGUGAUGUUAUAGUAGAUGCAAUAUUUUCUUUAAAUCUUGUUACUACAACGCGAGAGUUAUAUAUCGAAGAAGCACCUGAAGCUUUUGAAGUACGAGCUUACGACGAACAAGGAAAUGAAUUUACAACAUUGGCCGGAGUUGAAUUUUUAUGGAACAUUGGUAAUGCUGAUAAACGUACACAAUCUGAUAAUAAAAUUCCUGGUAAUGUAUUACGAUUUUUAACGUAUCAGGAAUCACAAUAUGAAACACCUCUGACGGUGAUUGAUCUAGAUGCGGCUGGUAAAAAAGGCCAUAUAGUACUUUUAGAAGGAAUUCGUACUGGUACAGCAAAGGUUUCUGUGAAGUUACCUUAUCCAGAAUAUAAACAUGUCCCACCGAUAGAAGUUGAAUUAAUUGUUAUAGCUAAUCUAAUUAUUAUUCCUUCAGAAGUUACAAUGAUGCAAUAUGAUAAUUUCAAAUAUAAAAUAAUGCAGGUUCAUCAAGGUCGUUUGGAAAUAAUCAAUCUUCCUUCUAGUCAAUAUUAUUUAGAAGCUGAAAAUCCAGACAUGUUAAAAAUUGAUAAUGAUAUAAGUACUGCUUAUGCGCUUUUGUUAGGCAGAACUAAAGUAUUUCUACAUGAUAAAAAUGUUCGAGAUGAAUAUCCAGUCAUUUUACCUUCUGCUGUGGUCAAUGUAAAUACUGUAACAUAUAUUUCUCUGGCAGUUUUACCAAAUAGAAAUUGGGGAUUGAUUUUAGGACAAAUGCAUGAAAUCAUUGUUGAAUUAUACGAUAAUAAAGAUCACAAAUUUCAUAUUGGCGACGGUAUUGAAGUAUCUAUUAAAGUGGACGAGAAUUAUUUUGAUCCAAAAUUUGUAUCACAAAAUGGAACUUAUCUUGUUGGUGUUCCUAUUACUUGCGGAACAAUGUUAGUACAAGCUUCUUUAUAUGGAAUAACAGAUAAGUAUGGAAAAAAAAUUGCUCUCCCUUCACCACUUUCUACAGAAGCAGAACUUGUUAUACACACGCCUGUAACAAUUCGUCCUCAUGUAUUAGCUGUUCCAUGGGAUUCUAAAAGUAAAUCACGAUAUGACAUAGCUUUAAAAGCGAAUGGUGGUGAUGGUUCAUAUGUAUGGAUAAGUAGGCAUUCAUCCAUAGUAACAGUUUCUCAAAGUGGAGGUAUAAGAAUUUUGGCCCCAGGUUCUUCAGAAGUAAUCGUUGCAAUGUCAAGAAAUCAAUAUAAUAAAGAUACAGCAAAAAUACAUGUAUUACCUCCAUCAAAAUUGAAAAUCAUAGAGUAUAGUAUCGAGGCAGCUGUCGGUGAACCUAUACAUUUGCAUAUUGCUUUAUAUGGAAAAUUAACUAAUGGAUCAGAUAGCAAAGAAAUUCCAUUUAAUGAUUGCAGAGAUAUCAAUUUUGAAACAUUUAUUCCUGAUGGUAAUUUUGCACAGAAUUUUAGCAAAGAUGUACAACCUAUUGGAGUGUCAUGUGCUGUAAUUACAAUUAUAAGUUCAAGCGUUGGUAUAUCUCAAGUCACUGUAGCGUACAAUGCCAAUGGACAAUAUUUAACAGAUAACAUAACUGUGUCGGCGUAUGAACCAUUGAUAGUUGUACAUCCUAAAAAUAAAGAAACGUUACUUGCCGUUGGUUCUUCCAGAAAAAUAAUAUUCAAAGGUGGUCCUCAUCCGUGGUCUAGUAAGCCACAAAGUUAUUCACGUAAAAUGCAAAGUUCUAAUGAAAAAAUUGCCGAAAUAAUAGAGCAUACACAUUCGUUAAGUAUAUCGUACGAUAUAUCUGUAUUCGAGGUACUCUGCAAAGCAUUGGGAGAAGUAAUCUUAACGUAUACAGUAUCGAACGUUCCUCUUUUACCAAAUUGUAAAACUACUUAUGCAGUGCAAACAACACGAGUUACUUGUGGAAAACCAAGAUAUAUUUAUCUUCAACCAGAAGUUAAAGAUAGUAAUAGCUGUCCGCUCAAACAAAAUUCAGAUAAAAUAUUAGCUCACAGUGAUAAAAGUCAAAAAUUUAUUAUAAUGGUAAAGGACGAAGAUGGCAGGCAAUUCGAUAACAUUACGAGUUUAAAUAUCGAAUGGAAUAUAAAACCUUCUGCUGCUGGCCAUAUGGAAAUUUCAACUGGUUCUGUAGAGGAAACGUUUACAGAUAUGCAAGUAGUUUUGCCAAAGAGACAUUAUCAAAAUAUUAUAUUUACAAAACGUUUUGGAAUAUUUACGAUAUGUGCUAUAAUAACUGGAUAUCAAAAGCAUAUUCUUGGAAAAUUACGAAUAACGCCAGAAUGGCCGGCAUUUCCUGUUCAAAAUGAUAAAGGAAUUAUCGAAACACCUUUAAUAGAGAAUUGCGUUGAAAUAACAUUGGUAAAUGAUACAAUCCUUAGUCCAAAUAAAUUAAUCAUUUUAAAUGAUCCAAAUGGAAAGUAUUAUUUACAAGUUAAUCAAGGUUCUGGAUAUUACGAAUUUAUUUUAAGUUCAAAUGAUGUCGCUGAUGUUCGAUACAUGGAACCAACAAAAGUAAUCAGUGUUACACCGAAAAAAGCAGGAACAGUUCAUAUAGCAUUAAGAGAUCUUUGUUUACCAUCAAAGGAAGCAGAAGCUAUUAUUGAAGUUCAACAAUUAGCUAUAAUAGAGACAGACGUUAUCAAUAAGAUCGAAAAAGGAAAAUGUGUAAUAGCUGCACUUAAAUUAUUAGAUACUAAUGGAAAUGUAAUAAAAUUACCAUCUUUAAAUGCAUUAAAUUUUAAAGCUAAAUACGAAAAUAAAUAUAUUGAGAUCAAGCAAUUAUCUCUGAACGAGCAUGGUAAUCCGCCGUACGAUCAAAUGCUGUAUAAAGUUUCUGGUGUUAAUGAAGGUGAAUCACAAUUAACUUUCGUUAGUGAAGCACAUGAACAGGAAAUACAAAGUGAACCAAUUUCGAUUCAAGUAUUUCUUCCUUUAAAAAUACAUCCAAAAAAUCUAACAAUAUUAAUUGGAACAAUCUAUCAAAUUCAAACGAUUGGCGGUCCUACGAAUGCAGAAAUUGAAUUUUCAACAAAAAAUAAUGAAAUCUUAAGUAUCGAUCAUAAUGGGGUUUUUGAAGGUAAAUCGAAUGGACAAACAAAAAUUAUUGCAAGGGCCAUUGGUAUUAAUGCAAAAGGAAAUAAAAUUAUUUAUUCCGAAGAUUAUACUACCAUUCAUGUAUUAUAUCUUGAAGGAAUAAAAAUUGUUACGCCUGUGACGCGUGUUAAAGUGGGAGGUACUUUUCCACUUUGGGCAUUUGGUAUCCCAGAAUAUUUAACACCACUUAUAAUAGGAUCUAUGCAGUUGCCAUUAUCUUUUUCAUGGUCUUCUAGUGAUUCUACCUUGUUAAGUUUACAUAAUAUGUAUGAAGGGACAGGAAUUAAUAUUCGAUAUCAAAAUGAAGUAUCAAUAAGAGCAAGAGCACUGGAAGCUGGUUUAAUAACUAUUUAUUUAAAUGUGACAGUACCAUCUAAUGUAUUAACCGGUCUUAGAAAUGAAAUGACAUAUACUACAUUUGUGAAAAUAGAAAUUUUCGAAGAAUUACAUUUAAUUAAUCCUGCUUUACCAAGUGGCUCAUCUGUGAUAUUAAUGUCGCCAAAUUCAAUGUUAAAAUUACAAACAAAUUGGGAUAAGCACGGAUCAGUUACGUAUCAAAUUAUAUCGACUACGCAACAAAAUAAUUCUAAGGAUCAGAAUGCUUUAAAUUUACCAUCAAAAACUUUUACUGUUGACAAUGGGAUCAUCAAGUCAGGCGACCAUUUUGGAAGAACUAUUAUUUCUAUCACAAACGUAGAAACAUAUAAUGUAAAACAGACAUUAACCGUCAUUGUCGAUGUUAAACCGAUUCAUUACAUGAUGCUUUCUUUACAUUCAAAAUUACGUAUUAGAAAUGGAGAAGAAUUGAAUAUGUUACCCAAAGGAAUGGAAUUGGAUUAUAUUGUAGAAUAUUAUGAUAAUGUUGGUAUGAAAUUUCAUGCUGCUGACACCAACGUAAAAACUACAUUAAAUCGCGUUGAUUUGGCAACGUUUACAACUAAUCCUGGAAAUUUAAUAACUACUAAAUUUAUUGAAAACGGAGAAUUAGUUGUUAAAAUAUUUAGUGAUAAAUAUCCUCAGGGAAUGUUUGAUUAUGUACAUAUGAGACUUGGUGAUAUAGUUUUUCCAACAAAGACUACUUUGACUGUAGGUGAUAUUGUAUGCUUCUCUAUGCCACUUCUUUCACCCGAUGGUGAUCCAGGCUACUGGCAGUCCACUGCACCUGAUAUAUUAAUUAUUGAUCCAAUAACUGGUAUAGCUAGAGCAAGGAACAUAGGACAUGCUAUUGUCAAGCAUAGUCUUGCCAGUCAUAUGCAGGGUGAGAUAGAAGUAACGAUUCAAGCAAUAUCAAAGGUAUCAAUAGUACCAUUACGAGGUAAAAAUGUAACUGGCUUUGAAGUAUUUAGUGUACCACUUGUACUUAAGAGUAAAGAUGAACAGAUUAAAGAAAAUAACGUAUUGUCAAGAGGUUUAGGAGGAUGUAGAACUUAUUCCUCAUUCGCACUUACUUCUUUUCCAUAUACAUGCAAUAUAAUUCUUGUACCAAGUAGCUCAAUUGGUGCAAAAGAUAUGUUUCUCGUUAAACCUCGAUUUAGCAUUGUGACUGGUUUCUAUUACUGUGAUAUAAUACCAAUGGGUUCACCAAAUGUAGCUCUCAGUACAUUAGAAGCUCGUAUACAAAUUAGUGCACGAAGUCGUGAUAUUGAAGCAGUUCCUUUAGAACUAACAUAUCUUCCACCUAUAUAUGUUAGCACGAAAGAAAUAUUGUUUGUCAAUCCACAUUCUCAAACAGUGCCGAUUGCCACAUUAGACAUUUUUGGAUUACGAUCAGUAUUGGAACAUGUUACUGUUGAAGUACCAGAUGGAAUAACUAUAAGCGGUCAGUUAAUAUCCAAAUCUGGAAUUCAAUAUCGUCUUCGUUUGAUGAAUAAUCAAGAUGAUGUCCAAGGACAAAAAAUAAUGAUAGCAAAUGAACUUACAAAACAAAAUAUUUCUCUUUUCAUUCGUAUUUCAAAGUAUGAUCAUUUCAUGCCAUUCUCUGGUAUUCAAUGGGUUGAUUAUGUAUAUUUUCACCGAUACACAUUUGGAACAUUUGCUGUUAUUGUGAUAACUUGUUUCUACAUAUGGAAAAAUAAAGUGACAAACGUCGACUUAACGAUAAAGAAUAAAAGUGUAUUUGCUGAUAAAUGUCCACCGCCAAUAAGAAAAACCAGCACACCAUAUUCUACUACUAUGAAUACAUCAAAUAUGUCUAGUCCUCGAAGUCCAACUUCACCAUUAAGACCAUUUUCUGCAUUUGAACCAGUCUAUGGUGAUCCUCGUGGUCUUUUCACACCAUCAGUUAGACGGAACCGAACUUUGAAUUGAAUGGUUAAUAAAAAGUAUAUGUGUUAAAACUAACCAUUCUAAUUUUCAAUGAUAAAAUCAUUGAUGAGAGUGUUCUAUAUUACUAUUAUUAUUAUUAUAUUAUUAUUAUUAUUAUUAUUAUUAUUAUUAUUAUUAUUAUUAUUAUUAUUAUUAUUAUUAUAUGUAAAAGUUCUUAUAGAAAAUCUGCAUACAAAUAUGCAUAAUGUACAUUUUGUAAUAUAGUUUUAUACCAUCAAAUUUUGUACGGUAAUCAAGACUGUAUAAACACAUCAAUAAUAGGAGCUAUAAAAUUAUGUGAUUAAUGUUUGUGCUACUACUUAAUAGAUUUAGUUAUUGUUGACUGGCAGGUUUGUGCUUCCUAGUCGAACAUUCACGCUUAUAAUUAUGAGAACAAAAAACCAUCUUGUGUUUAUUCUUUCUAUGUAAAACAAAAAAUCAUUUUUAUAUCGUUUUACAAAUUAUAAUAAUAUAUAAAUCUCGUGUACUUACAUAUUACGCCUGUUAUAAAGAUUAAAAAACUUAUUUUAUUACUUAUUUUUUUGAUAAGACGCAUCGAACGUGUGAACAAAAAAUAGAUAAAAUAUGAAGAAAAAAAAACAAAAACAAAAAACAUACAAUGUAUGAAAAUUUAAAUAAAAGUUGUUCUUACAAUUUUUAACAAAUUAACACUUGGCUUUUUUGUAUAAAUUUUUCUAUGCUUAUAAGGGACGCCAAAUGAAUUGUAACAAUUUUAUAUAUAUAAAAAUUUCAAGAUAAUAAAAUUAUCAUACUUUUCUUAUAAUCUAAAAAUAAAAAAUAAUUCCUCGAAAAAAUUAUAUAUACGAAUAGAUCCAAAAUAUUUCUAUGAAAUGUUUUUUACAAAUAUAUAAAUGCUUUUGUCAUUUAAUAAAAAGUCGGCAAUAUUUAUAAAUAAUAUCUAUUAUAAAAAUAGAUGCACAUACGAUGGAACAGUCAAAUCUCUUACAACAUUGCUAGUUAAUCUUCUUAUAAAUGACCUAGAUUUUAUUAUAAUUUAAUAUUUGUACAAAACACACACACUUAAUGUUUUUUCGUAGUUUUCAACAAUUUCUCGUAUUUACUUUUGCUGGAAUACCACAAUGCAAAUGGAAUAGCUAAUGAUGGUAAAGUCAUUAUAGCGAAUCCAGCCCAGUCAAUCUGAAAAUAAUUUAUAAUAAGAAUAAAAUCUUGAUUUUAAAUAUUUAAUAAACAAAAUAUUUACCACAUGGGAUGAAAAUUGUUUAUCAUAAUCUCUAAAUGAAACAAUCAGUCCUUCACCAGGUUCACUGCUUACUGCAACUUGAAGUCUAGAAGCGUCUUCUUUACGUCGAUAUAAAACUUCAGCAGAUGUAAAGUUAAAGUAUCCAAAUUUACGUGGUCUUACAACCACUGUAUGACUCACAUUUGUAAAUGGUGGUACUCUAUCUAUUCUAGCAUUAAGCUCUCCGCUUACAUGAGUAAAGUGAUCAGGAUGGAAAGAAUUAUCAGUAAUUUCAACUUCUAAUGCAGCUGCAUUACCAAUGUUGUAAACUGUGUACUAUUAAUUAU
Messenger RNA from Vespa velutina, 7348 nucleotides. It is a transcript of the gene Gp210, whose product is annotated as nuclear pore membrane glycoprotein 210. Bases 38 to 5803 code for a protein of 1921 amino acids. The record is from RefSeq and is a predicted model, not a curated record. The transcript is spliced from 15 exons. Lineage: Eukaryota; Metazoa; Arthropoda; Insecta; Hymenoptera; Vespidae. Gene Ontology annotation, cellular component: nuclear pore.